AUGGCCAGAAGAGUUACUGCAGUAGGCCACUUAUAUAUGGCAUGCUUGUUUAUCCUGAUAAUUUCGUUACAAGACAGCAGGGGCAGGGCAUCUGAUACAUUGACUAAAGAUAGUCCAAUCUACUUAGGAAAUACUCUUGUCUCUGCUAAUCAGUUAUUUGAGUUAGGCUUCUUUAGUCCAGGUAAUUCCACAAAGAGAUAUCUUGGCAUAUGGUACAAAAAUAUCAUUUCAAGGAAAGUUAUAUGGGUCGCAAACAGAGAAAAUCCAUUCUCGGUUUCUGACGAAAAGUGUAGCCUAAAAAUUGCCAAUGAUGGGAAUUUGAGAAUCUUAGAUGGUGAGCGUAACACUGUCUGGUCAACAAACGUAAGGCUCCAGUUCAAUGAAACAAUUGCAAAGCUUACAGACACAGGAGACUUUUGGCUUAAUGAUACCGUCUCGGGAUCAAUAUUGUGGGAAAGUUUUGACCAUCCCAGUAAUAGUCUAUUACCAGGCAUGAAGCUUGGGACAAAUGGGAAAACACGAGGGAACCAAUUAUUGACAUCUUGGAAAAAUGAUGAUGAUCCAGCGUCUGGAAAUUAUGUAGUUGGACUUUCAGCAGAGCAGCCACCACAAGUUUUUAUCUGGGUUGGUUCAAAGCCACACUGGAGAGGUGGGCCAUGGGACGGAGGGAAGUUCAUAGGUAUACCAGAGCAGGAUCCGGGUUACUCAGAAUUAAUAAGUCUCAUCCCAGAUAACUCACGAGGAGCAUAUCUCACGAUAAACCUUUUAGACUCAUCUGAUUUCCGAUGGCUUUAUUUACAACCUCGUGGCGUGUUACAAAUGAAAUACUGGAAUGAUGAUGAUAACAUGUGGGAUUUUGGAUGGGAAGCACCACAUUAUCCUUGUGAUGUUUACGGUGUCUGUGGUGCUUUUGCAAUUUGUAGAAACGACAAGUCUCCUAUUUGUGAGUGCUUAAGAGGAUUUGUGCCAAAGGCGGAUGAUGAAUGGAGAAAAAGCAAUUGGACAAGGGGUUGUGUGAGGCGAAGUGGGCUUUUGUGCGAGAUGAAUGAAAGUAGCAUAGCUUCUAGAAAGACUAAGCCUGAUCAAUUUCAGGUUCUAAAAUCUGUCAAGCUCCCAGAUCAUUAUCAUUAUUUUCCAAACAUGGAUACUGAUGCAUGCCAGCGCUGGUGCUUGGGUAACUGUUCUUGCAAGGCAUAUGCCUUUGUGAUCGGCAUUUACUGUAUGGCUUGGACAGAAGAUCUCAUGGAUAUCGAGCAGUUCUCGUUUAAUGGGGAGGAUCUUUUCUUACGCCUUUCUUAUACCGAAUCAGGCAAAGAAUCGAAUGGAGUAGCACUUGCCAUCAAUCUCGCAAUCGUAGGGCGUGAACUUUUAGGAGUUAUAGUUGCCUUUGUGUUUUGUUUAUACAGGUGUAUGACAUACAAAAAAGGAAGGAAAACCAUGUUAAAUCACCUACACUCAGAGGAUGAAACUAUUUCGAUGGAUAUAUUACAAGAAGUUCUUAACCAGGAUUCUUUGGAAUUGACGAUAUAUGAGUUCAAACAGAUAGUAGCUGCCACUAACAACUUCUGCUUCAGAAACAAACUUGGUGAAGGCGGAUUUGGGCCCGUUUAUAAGGGAACGCUAGAUGAUGGACAGGAAAUAGCAGUCAAGAGGCUGUCAGUUGACUCGGGGCAAGGAAUUGGAGAGUUCAAGAAUGAAAUAGUAUUGAUCUCCAAUCUCCAACACAGGAAUCUUGUUAAACUUUUAGGUUGCUGCGUUAAAGGAAAAGAGAGAUUACUGAUUUACGAGUACAUGACUAACAAAAGCUUGGACACAUUUCUCUUUGAUCCUAUAAAACGAACACAGCUUGAUUGGGCAAAACGGUACAACAUUAUUCAAGGGAUUGGUCGUGGGCUUAUUUAUCUCCAUCGUGAUUCUUGUUUAAGGGUCAUACACAGAGAUUUGAAGUGCAGUAAUAUUCUACUGGAUGAGAAAAUGAAUCCCAAGAUAUCAGAUUUUGGAUUGGCACGGACAUUUCAAAUGACACAUGAACUGGCAAAUACUCACCGCAUUAUUGGAACAUACGGCUAUAUGUCACCUGAAUAUGCAAUGGGAGGAGUUAUUUCGGAGAAAUCAGAUGUUUUUAGUUAUGGAGUAAUGCUAUUAGAGAUCAUAAGUGGCAAGAGGAACAAUGAAUUGAUCAAUCGGGAACAGACUUAUCCUCUUGCACAUGCAUGGAAAUCUUGGAAGGAAGGAAGAGGAGAAGAAUUUAUGGAUCAAGCAUUGAGAGAGUCGUCAUGUCUAUCAGAGGGUCUGCGAUGCAUACACGUGGGACUUCUUUGUGUUCAGGACCUGGCUAAAGAUAGGCCAACAAUAACAGAAGCGGUUUCUAUGCUUAGCGGUGAAAUUGAUCUUCCAGAACCAAAAGAACCGUUGUUUACUUUACAAAGGCUGCCCGGUACCAGCAUUCGACAGGAUGCCAAUAGUAUAUGUUCUAUAAAUGCAGUCACUACAUCCAUGGCUGAAGGGCGAUAGCCAGCCAGCCACGACAGA
Molecule: messenger RNA, 2532 nt
Organism: Erigeron canadensis
Lineage: Eukaryota; Viridiplantae; Streptophyta; Magnoliopsida; Asterales; Asteraceae
Product: G-type lectin S-receptor-like serine/threonine-protein kinase At1g61370
Exons: 7
Coding region: 1-2514 (837 amino acids)
Biological process (GO): recognition of pollen; protein phosphorylation
Molecular function (GO): ATP binding; protein serine/threonine kinase activity
Source: RefSeq, a predicted model, not a curated record